AUGGAUACCAAAGGAAGACUUGUUGCGGGUUCUCACAACAGAAAUGAGUUUGUUCUUAUCAAUGCUGAUGAGGUUGCCCGAGUGACAUCAGUUGAAGUAUUGAGUGGGCAAAUUUGCCAGAUAUGUGGCGAUGAGAUAGAGAUCACAGUUGAUGGGGAGCCAUUUGUCGCUUGCAACGAAUGUGCCUUCCCUGUGUGCAGACAUUGCUAUGAGUAUGAAAGAAGAGAAGGCAAUCAGACCUGCCCUCAGUGCAAAACGAGAUACAAGCGCAUCAAAGGGAGUGCUAGAGUUGAAGGCGAUGAAGAAGAAGAUGACACUGAUGAUUUGGAGAACGAAUUUGAUAUUGGAGGCAAUGCUCACCAAAUUGCAGUUGCCAUGCUCUCUGCUCGCCUUAGUGUCGGCCGAGGUUCCCAAGUCAAUGGUUCAGCGAUUGCCACACUACUGCCAGAGCAGAUGAUUCUUAUUGUUGUUCUGACAAUUUAUGGUGUGAUAACUGGUGUUGAUUACGCAGUUCAGCCCAGACCUAUGGAUCCCAAUAAAGACUUAGCCGUAUAUGGAUAUGGGACUGUUGCAUGGAAAGAGCGUAUGGAAGAGUGGAAAAAGAAGCAGAAUGAAAAAGUUCUGGUGGUUAAGCACCAAGGAGGAGGUGGUGGCCGUGGAAACAAUGCCGGAGAAGUGUUGGAUGAUCCUGAUUUGCCCAUGAUAGAUGAAGGCAGGCAACCGCUUUCGAGGAAAUUAUCAAUUCCUUCAAGCAAGAUAAAUCCAUACCGAAUGAUAAUUCUUCUCCGAAUUGUGAUUCUUGGCUUCUUUUUCCAGUAUAGAAUUAGCCAUCCAGUCAAUGAUGCAUAUGGAUUGUGGUUAACAUCAGUGAUUUGUGAGAUAUGGUUUGCUGUAUCUUGGAUAUUGGAUCAGUUCCCGAAAUGGUCCCCGAUUGUGCGAGAGACAUACCUUGAUCGAUUGUCCCUGAGGUAUGAGAAAGAAGGGAAGCCAUCUGAACUGGCUAAUAUAGACAUAUUUGUAAGUACUGUAGAUCCGAUGAAAGAACCACCACUUAUCACUGCAAAUACGGUUUUGUCCAUCCUUGCUGUAGACUAUCCGGUCGACAAAGUUACGUGCUAUGUCUCGGAUGAUGGUGCUGCCAUGCUUACUUUUGAAGCCCUCUCUGAGACAUCAGAGUUUGCACGUAAGUGGGUCCCAUUCUGUAAGAGGUUCAACAUUGAGCCACGAGCCCCAGAAUGGUAUUUUUAUCAGAAAGUUGACUAUUUGAAAGACAAAUUGGAUCCAGCAUUUAUAAGAGAACGGCGUGCAAUGAAGAGGGAAUAUGAAGAGUUCAAAGUUCGGAUUAAUGGGUUGGUAACCAUAGCACAAAAGGUUCCUGAGGAGGGGUGGACAAUGCAGGAUGGGACUCCAUGGCCUGGGAACAAUGUCAGGGAUCAUCCUGGAAUGAUCCAGGUUUUCCUUGGUCAAAAGGGUGUUCUUGAUGUAGAAGGAAAUGAACUACCUCGCCUGAUUUAUGUAUCUCGCGAGAAGAGACCAGGAUUUGAUCACCACAAAAAGGCUAGGGCCAUGAAUGCUCUGGUGAGGGUCUCAGCAAUCAUAUCAAAUGCUCCUUACCUCCUGAAUGUCGAUUGUGAUCACUAUAUAAACAACAGUAAGGCACUUCGUGAAGCUAUGUGCUUCCUGAUGGACCCUACAUCCGGAAAGAAAAUCUGUUAUGUACAAUUUCCUCAAAGAUUUGAUGGGCUUGAUCGUCAUGAUAGAUACUCCAAUCGGAACAUUGUAUUCUUUGAUAUCAAUAUGAAAGGAUUAGAUGGGAUCCAAGGACCAAUUUAUGUUGGAACUGGGUGUGUCUUCAGUAGGCUGGCACUCUAUGGAUAUGAUGCCCCGAUCAAGAAGAAACCUCCUGGGAAGACAUGUAAUUGUUGGCCAAAAUGGGGCUGCUUCUGCUGUGGAUCUAGAAAGAAGAACAAGAAAAAGAAGUCCAAUGACAAAAAGCUGUUGAAAAACAGGGAGGCUUCAGGUCAUAUACAUGCACUAGAGAAUAUUGAGGGAAUUGAAGGUAAGAAAAUAGAUAAUGAAAAAUCCUCCCCAAUGCCCCUAAUGAAAUUUGAGAAAAAGUUUGGACAAUCGCCUGUCUUCAUAGCUUCUACACUAAUGGAAGAUGGAGGGGUGCCAAAUGGAGCAAGUUCUGCAUCUCUAUUGAAAGAAGCAAUCCAUGUCAUUAGCUGUGGUUAUGAAGAAAAAACAGAAUGGGGAAAAGAGGUUGGGUGGAUAUAUGGCUCGGUUACUGAGGAUGUACUGACAGGCUUCAAGAUGCACUGCCAUGGUUGGAGAUCAGUGUAUUGCAUGCCAAAAAGGCCCGCUUUUAAGGGUUCAGCUCCUAUAAACCUUUCAGAUCGACUACACCAGGUUCUAAGGUGGGCCCUGGGAUCCGUUGAGAUUUUCUUCAGCCGGCAUUGUCCGAUAUGGUAUGGAUAUGGGUGUGGCUUGAAAGGGUUGGAGCGCCUUUCUUAUAUCAAUUCAGUUGUUUAUCCUUUGACAUCGAUUCCUUUGCUCGCUUAUUGUACCUUGCCGGCUGUCUGCCUCCUUACUGGAAAGUUCAUGGUUCCGGAGAUAAGCAACUAUGCUAGUCUUAUUUUCGUGGCCCUCUUCGUAUCCAUAGCUGCAACUAGUAUCCUUGAGAUGCAGUGGGGAAGGGUCGGCAUAUAUGACUGGUGGAGGAAUGAACAAUUCUGGGUUAUUGGCGGUGUCUCAUCACACCUAUUUGCUCUUUUCCAGUGCUUGCUUAAGGUUUUGGCUGGGGUUGACACAAACCUCACCAUUACAUCUAAAGCUGCAGACGAUGGAGAGUUUUCUGAACUCUACCUCUUCAAGUGGACAUCUUUGUUGAUCCCUCCAAUGUCCUUGCUGAUCAUAAACAUAAUCGGAGUUGCAGUUGGGGUCUCAGAUGCCAUCAAUAAUGGUUAUGAUUCAUGGGGUCCAUUCUUUGGUAAGCUGUUUUUCGCACUAUGGGUCAUUGUCCAUCUUUACCCAUUCCUUAAAGGGUUGAUGGGGAAACAGGAGAGGGUUCCCACCAUUGUUGUGGUCUGGGCAAUCCUCCUAGCAUCAAUCUUCACCCUUUUAUGGGUCCGAAUCAACCCGUUUCUGCCAAAAGGCGGUAUUGUACUAGAAGUUUGUGGUUUGGAAUGUGACUAAGAU
This is a messenger RNA of Juglans microcarpa x Juglans regia, 3198 nucleotides long. Its product is annotated as cellulose synthase A catalytic subunit 2 [UDP-forming]-like. Gene Ontology annotation, molecular function: cellulose synthase (UDP-forming) activity. Bases 1 to 3195 code for a protein of 1064 amino acids. The transcript is spliced from 13 exons. Gene Ontology annotation, biological process: cellulose biosynthetic process; plant-type primary cell wall biogenesis. Lineage: Eukaryota; Viridiplantae; Streptophyta; Magnoliopsida; Fagales; Juglandaceae. The record is from RefSeq and is a predicted model, not a curated record. Gene Ontology annotation, cellular component: plasma membrane; trans-Golgi network.